Merops nubicus (carmine bee-eater) is the source of this 802-nucleotide messenger RNA. RefSeq names its product ribonuclease P/MRP 14kDa subunit (gene RPP14). Lineage: Eukaryota; Metazoa; Chordata; Aves; Coraciiformes; Meropidae. Gene Ontology annotation, cellular component: ribonuclease P complex. Gene Ontology annotation, biological process: tRNA 5'-leader removal. The annotation marks the transcript as partial. The record is from RefSeq and is a predicted model, not a curated record. The transcript is spliced from 3 exons.
GUUGGAGCAGCUUUGCCUGUUGAUGUCUUAACAUAUGAGGAAAAAACUCUGUCUGCCAUAUUAAGAGUUGUUAGCAGUGGCCUCGUGAAGCUCUGGAGUGCUCUAACACUGCUGGGCUUCUACCAGAACAGGAGGUGUGCCUUUCGAGUGCUGCAGACAUCUCCGUUUCUUCUUGCGUUAUCUGGCAACAGCAGAGAACUGGUCUUGGACUGAAUGCGGUUGUUGGUUUGAUUGCAUGAAGAAGUUGCUUGAGAUGUUGCAGCCCUUCUGGCGUGGAAUUUCUGGAGGGGAUUUCCGACAAAGAGCCUUGGCAAAGUUAACAGUCAUCAGCUCACUGCUUGCACAUCCCAUACGUCAGAGUUUACACAUAAAAGUUGGGGACAAAGCCGAACUUUCCAAAGCUUUUACACAGAAUGAUGUGGUUACCUUUUCUGAUUUAACAGGUGACACAAAUCCUUUGCAUUUGAAUGAAGAUUUUGCAAGGAAAUCUAGGUUUGGGAGAACUAUUGUACAUGGAGUUUUGAUCAAUGGACUGAUUUCUGCAGUUCUGGGUACUAAAAUGCCUGGUCAAGGUUGUAUAUUUCUCUCUCAGGAGAUCCGAUUUCCAGCUCCUCUCUAUACUGGUGAGGAAGUCUUGGCCACAGCGGAAGUGAAGCGACUGAAGGGCUCUGUUGCACACAUUUCAGUAUCAUGUAAAGUCAAAGAAAGUGGAAAGACUGUUAUGGAAGGGAUGGUGAAAGUCAUGGUGUCAGACAGUUAGAGCUGUUGUUCCUGUGCUGCUUUGCUAUAAAAGGACAGAAAC